Molecule: messenger RNA, 1014 nt
Organism: Colletotrichum siamense
Lineage: Eukaryota; Fungi; Ascomycota; Sordariomycetes; Glomerellales; Glomerellaceae
Product: Short chain dehydrogenase
Exons: 2
Coding region: 1-1014 (337 amino acids)
Molecular function (GO): oxidoreductase activity
Source: RefSeq, a predicted model, not a curated record
AUGCCGGUAUUCUACUGCACCACGCCGGCAUUCCGCCUUCGAAUGCCCUCAGAGCUGCUCAACGCUGACCCGCCACUAUUACAGAGCCAACUGAGCAAGGUGCUAAGCCAACAAAAGCAACCUCAGCCGUCCCAGCAGGCAAUACAAUCGUCGCAGCUCAAUAACGACGAAAAGGAAAGUCACGACAGCGCGAGGGGCGCCUCAUCGACGAACCUGUGGACGAAACCGCUGCCCCAGCUUCCGCCCCCAAACAUGUCCCUGUCCGGGAAAGUCGCCCUCGUCACCGGCGGCGCGCGAGGCAUCGGAGCUGCCAUCGCGCUGAAGCUUGCCCGGGAAGGUGCCAGAGUCGCAUUCACCUUUGUCAAUACUUCAUCAAUAGCCAAGGCGCAUGAGGUCAUAUCCGAGAUCGAGGCCUGCGGGUCCUCCGCCACGGCCAUCCAGGCCGACGUCUCCAAGCACCAGGAAAAGGUCGUCAAGCGCGCCAUGAUGGCCUUUGGCGUCACCAAGAUUGACAUUCUCGUCAAUAAUGCCGCGGCGACGCUCACCGCGACCCUCGACGACACCAGCCCCGAGGACUACGACCGCAUCUUCAACACCAAUACCCGCGCUGUCUUCUUCAUGAUGCAGGCCGCAAAGGCCCACAUAGCCCCGGGCGGGCGCAUCAUCAACAUCUCCUCCGUGGCGGCCCGCGCCGACACCCCGGGCAGCAUGGCCUACGCCGGCAGCAAAGCGGCCGUCGAGGCCUUCACGCGCGUCGCCGCCCGCGAGAUGGGCCAGGCGCACGGCGUCACGGUCAACUGCAUCAGCCCCGGGACCGUCAAGACGGAGAUGUUCGACUCGCUGCCCGACGACCAGCGCAGCGCGGACCUGGAGCGGGCGACGCUCACGCCCGCGGAGGCGCGGCUGGGCGCCGUCGAAGACAUUGCUGACGUUGUCGCCUUCGUGGCGAGCGAUGAGUCCAGGUGGAUUACGGGCACGGUCAUCCCCGUCAACGGGGGCCGACUGAUGAACUGA